Messenger RNA from Truncatella angustata, 1395 nucleotides. Its product is annotated as oxidoreductase NAD-binding domain-containing protein. Gene Ontology annotation, molecular function: oxidoreductase activity; heme binding. The record is from RefSeq and is a predicted model, not a curated record. The coding region runs from base 1 to 1395 and encodes 464 amino acids. NCBI's taxonomy places the organism in Eukaryota, Fungi, Ascomycota, Sordariomycetes, Amphisphaeriales, Sporocadaceae. Gene Ontology annotation, cellular component: endoplasmic reticulum. The transcript is spliced from 2 exons.
AUGGCUACUACAGAGUUCACGUCCAAAGAUGUCGCCGCCCACAGAGAGGCAGAUGACUGUUUCAUGGUGAUCCAAGGAAAGGUCUAUGAUGUAACGAAAUACGUUCACGACCACCCAGGUGGUGCUGAUAUCCUGGUAGAGGCCGGCGGCAGUGACGCGACAGAAGCCUUUGACAAUGCCGGACAUAGUGAAGAUGCCUUCGAGAUCAUGGAGAGGUACCAAAUCGGUAUCCUCAAGGGAGCUGGCAAGAAAUCUGCACCGAAGCCUGUCAAAGUCGUGGCUGCGACGCCCAAGCCCAAAGCGCAGAAGUCAAGUGCUGUACCAAAGGCGCUUGGUGCUGUCGUGGUAGCUGUCGGCGCAGUUGGUCUUUACUUUGCUCCUCAAAUCGGCGGUGGACAUGCAAUCAGCGCAUUCCCAUCCGCCAUCAUUCCCAAGGCAAGCUGGCUUAAAGUCGGCGGUCCCAAGGGUCAAAGGUUCGGAUUCUUCGAGGGGGUCCUAGUAGCCUCCGCAGCCGUUGCCAUUGCCGGUACCGUUGCGGCCAAGAAGGCCAUGAAGCUUCUGGACUUUCACGGAGAUCCGUUCAAGUACCCUUCCCAUCUCAAGAUGCCCAAGCCAGUCAAGUCGGAAAUUCUCUUACAACGAGGCUGGUUGCACCCCACCGACUAUCAGACACUCCCUCUGGUCGAGAAGACACUGCUUGCACCCAACACAUACAAGUUCGUAUUCGAGCUGCCUACAUCGCAGGAAAUCUUGGGUCUGCCGAUUGGUCAGCAUGUCUCCAUUGCAGCGCAAAUCGACGGCAAGACGGUCCAGCGAUCAUACACCCCUGUAUCGAACAAUGCCGACAAGGGUAUCCUCGAGCUAGUCAUCAAGUGCUACCCUGACGGUCAGCUCACCGGCCGCUACCUUGCCAACCUCGAAGUUGGCGAUGAGGUCAGGUUCAGAGGACCCAAGGGCGCCAUGCGAUACCGCCCUGGUCUUUGCAAGAAGAUCGGUAUGCUCGCUGGUGGUACUGGCAUCACGCCCAUGUACCAACUCAUCCGUGCCAUCUGCGAGGAUGACCGCGACCUUACCGAAGUCAGCCUCAUCUACGCCAACAGGAGCGAAGCUGACAUCCUUCUGAGGGAGCAGCUCGAGACCAUGGCACGCAAGUACCCCAAGAACUUCAAGCUCUAUUAUCUGCUUGACAAUCCUCCUGCCGACUGGCAAUUCGGCUCCGGAUACGUCACUAAGGAGCUGAUGGCCGAGAAGUUCCCUUCGCCUAGCCCAGAUGCCAAGGUUCUCCUCUGCGGGCCUCCUGGUAUGGUGGCAGCGGCCAAGAAGUCCCUUGUCGAUCUUGGUUACGAGAAGCCGGCUGCCAUGUCAAAGAUGACUGAUGCAGUUUUCUCUUUCUAA